This is a messenger RNA of Protopterus annectens (West African lungfish), 1218 nucleotides long. RefSeq names its product nudE neurodevelopment protein 1 (gene NDE1). The record is from RefSeq and is a predicted model, not a curated record. The transcript has 8 exons. Gene Ontology annotation, biological process: mitotic centrosome separation; vesicle transport along microtubule; chromosome segregation. Gene Ontology annotation, molecular function: microtubule binding. Lineage: Eukaryota; Metazoa; Chordata; Ceratodontiformes; Protopteridae. Gene Ontology annotation, cellular component: kinetochore; centrosome; kinesin complex. The coding region runs from base 13 to 864 and encodes 283 amino acids.
GAAAAGCUGGAGAUGCAACAUUCUGAAGGGUACAGGCAAAUUUCUUCAUUAGAAGAUGAGCUUUCUCAAACCAGAGCAGUUAAAGAUCAGUUACAAAAGUACAUCCGUGAACUGGAGCAAGCAAAUGAUGAUUUGGAAAGAGCUAAAAGAGCAACAAUUAUGUCCUUGGAAGAUUUUGAACAACGAUUAAACCAGGCUAUUGAGAGGAAUGCAUUUCUUGAGAGUGAACUAGAUGAAAAAGAAAAUUUGCUGGAAUCUGUACAGCGUCUGAAAGACGAAGCUAGAGAUUUGCGACAAGAACUUGCAGUUAAACAAAAACAAGAAACCGUAAAAAGGUCCAUCAGCCAAUCACCAGAGAGCCAUAAACUGGAUGCAGCUGCGCGAUCCACAUUUUCUGUUCCUGCCACACCUGUGAUGCACAGAGGACCCAACAGCACAUUCACCACCCCAGCUACAACACUUAAGAGAGGUUUGAGUGAUGACAGUUACACUGGAACUCCUCUGACACCAUCUGCACGAAUCUCUGCACUCAACAUAGUGGGGGAUCUACUAAGAAAAGUUGGGGCUUUGGAGUCCAAACUUGCUACUUGUCGAAAUUUUGUUUAUGAACAGAGUCCAACAAGAAUAAACUCUUCUCCCAGUACACGUGCAGGUAGUGUGACUGUGGACAGCAAUGAAAACAGACUGCACAACAUAAAAAUCCCUUCUUGUGAUAAAGGUCUUCCGUCAGAAUUCUUCAAGCAAGUGAAAUUGGGUCUUCAUUACAGGUCAUCAAAAAGGUUAGAAUUUGGUUCAGUGCCUUCAAAUGGAGAAACACAAGCACUUUCAUCUCCACAAGUUAUAUUUAUGUGCCACCCUGUCUGAACGUGCAACAUGUUAACUGUCAUUUUUCGUUAACGACAGUGUGAAGAUAAAUAGCAGUGGGGUUGGCUCCAGUAGCAUCCUUGAAACCAGGGAACUACAAUUGCAAAAGUGUCUGGAUGGAGGUCACCCUCAGGAUUGAAGGAACAGUUAAUUAGCUAAAGUAUGCUGAGGCCAAAGCCAUUAAAAUAACUGAAUUAUGUUAACUUAUUUGUUUAUAAAGAAUACAUAUUUCUUCUGUAUCUCCAAGUUAAACUAUUUUGUACUACAAUGAGUGCUUUGCUCUCGAGGUUAAUUUCUUGUCAUCCAUAUCUGAAACACAAAAUAAAACUGAUUAAGAUCAGUGAUCUGAUUCUA